Suillus clintonianus is the source of this 1550-nucleotide messenger RNA. Its product is annotated as actin depolymerizing protein. Gene Ontology annotation, biological process: barbed-end actin filament capping; actin filament depolymerization. NCBI's taxonomy places the organism in Eukaryota, Fungi, Basidiomycota, Agaricomycetes, Boletales, Suillaceae. The transcript is spliced from 6 exons. Gene Ontology annotation, molecular function: actin filament binding; actin monomer binding. The record is from RefSeq and is a predicted model, not a curated record. The coding region runs from base 152 to 1213 and encodes 353 amino acids. Gene Ontology annotation, cellular component: actin filament; cytoplasm.
GGUGACGAGCUGACCGCAGCUGCCUGGAGCAAUAUAAAAACGAAAGGGUUUACAAGAACUGCCAGUUCAAGCUACAUUUUGAUUCCGAGUCAGUUUGGGUUCAGUUCAACUUUACUACCGUGACAACUUGCAGUAUACCACAUCAAACGCGAUGGCCGCUACCUCUGGGAUUGGUGUUUCCCCCGAGCUUACAAAGGAAUUCGCUGAUGCUGUCGAGACAAAGAACGUUCGGUUCAUCAAAGUCAUCAUUCAGGACGAGUCUCUCGUUUCGGUAACCUCCCUGUCAGUCACCGAAUCCUUGAAUGAGGAUUUGGUACAACUUCAAGAUCAUCUUGAAGAGAAGGAACCAUGCUACAUCCUGGCGCGUCUCGAUGACCCUCCUUCAGAAUGGCUUGCAAUCAGCUAUGUGCCAGAUUUUGCCAACGUUCGGGAUAAGACACUGUAUGCUUCCACGCGUGGUUCUUUGACCAAGUCGCUAGGCUCGACUGUUUUCACGGACAGUCUGUUUGCAACCUCCAAGGCGGACGUGACACCUGAAUCAUAUGAGGCUCACAAGAAGCACCAGGCUGCACCCAAACCUCUGAGCGCGCGGGAGCAAGAAAUUGCAAAUAUCAAGGCAGCUGAACGAGAAGCUGGAAACAGUUAUGAAGGCAGCAAUGCAAGAAAGAACCACAUUGGUCAACGCGUAGGCCUGUCUUGGUCAUCGGACGCUGAGGACGCUGUGAAGGGGCUUGGCUCGCGAGAUGAUAGUCGGAUCGUCAUAUUGAAAAUCGAACCAUCAACCGAAUCACUUGAGCUGGACUCUUUCGCAGAUGUAACAGUGGAUCAUUUGAGUUCAAGCAUACCAAGUGACCAACCCUCAUAUGUGUUCUAUGCGUGGACAAACUCAUAUUCUCAGUCAGGCGGAGACAUCGUCUUCAUAUACUCUUGCCCUACGACAUCACCUGUUCGAUACAGAAUGCUUUAUUCAUCAGCGGCUAUGUCGACUUAUCUCGCGGCGAAGGAUUUAUUGGCAGAAAUUGGGUCAACAUUCCCGCUUGCAACGAAGAGGAUUGAAACGUCGGACCCAACGGAACUCGAUGAGGCGUUCCUCAAGACUAGUCUCAACCAUGAUGAACCCGCAGGUUCCAUUACCAAUAAUAGUGGUGCUCGGCAGGAUGACCCUGCAAAACCCUCAUUCGCGAAACCAAGAGGCCCCGCGAGGAGGCGAUGAAAGCUAAAGAAAGAUCGUAAUACCGUUCCAAAUGUGCAGUAGUGUGAACAUAACAACUCGGAUAUAAACUUGUAUAUCUGUCAGGAGUGCCACUCCGCUGAUAAUGGAAUCCCCUUCGUACCGUACUGACGAAUCACUCCCUUUCUUGCUUCAGUGUCCCUCCUAGUGAAUUGACCACCCAUUCUUGUCAGUGUAUCUUGAUAGAUAUAAGUGUAGGCGGUUAGGGAAGAAUGAAUCCUCAUUUAUUCUUGGCCCAUCUAUACUUUUAUCCAUCCGAAAAAAGAAUUAUCGCCAUGCAUACCGGAGCAUCGCAUGCAGGGGUUCAGUGCGAGUGGGA